GUCAAAUCCCUCAGCACACAGACACACGCUCACUCUCCCUAAAGGAGGGAGCGAGGCAGAGACACAGAGAGGGGAUUGAGAGGAGCAGGAGAGGAGGCUAUCUCUGGGCUGCUCUCCACUGCAACGUCUGGCUUUCACUAAAAGGUCUAUGACCGUGUUUUUCCUGCGCUUGUUUGCCUAAUUUAUUCCUGCCGGGGCCAGCAGAAAGAAAGGGAGGAAAAGAAGAAGAAGGAGAAAAAAAAGGACGGGCAGAAUAGUAAAGAGUGCAACAGUACACCCUGACUCGCUGACUGGGAAUGCAGAGAGGUUCUGGCCUCUGGUUGUUACUGCUGGAUGGACAAGCACUGACAAAACAAGAGACAACACUUUGUGGAGCUUUGAGAGAGGAGGAGAUUUCUCAACUCUGCUUUUUUGUUUUGGCUCUUUUUUUUCUCCGUGACAUUUGAGCCUCUGACACUACAGACUCUGAAGAGCUGGAAGAGCCACAAGACAACAUUUCACAGGAGAGGACAUCUUAUUUGCCUAACUUUGUUGCUGCAGAGAUUAUUCCAUUAGUAAAAGGAGUGUAUUGUCUUAACACUUCUUAUUUCACUGGAUCUUUCUGGCUAUUUAUCGGGCACAGGGGUGAUCCUGAGCCAAAAGCUGAAGUAGCCCUGUGGUCAUCUCCUCUCUGAAUGCCAAAGAAAUAAAACCAAAAUUCUCCAUGAGUCUUUUUUUCUUUUGGGACAUAUGACUGAGCAUUUCCAGAGCAAAAAUAUUAUCUCAAUUCUCCUCUUCAUCACAGUCACCUCUGCUUCUAUAACAGCCUCGACAAGUCAAGAGUGAGUCUGGACUAGAACUGCCUCAGAUCAGCAGAUAACACCUCUGCACGGCAGGAACUGGUUGGACUCGUUUAGAAGUUGGAGGAGAGGGCAGGGCAGUUUAACCCUGCCUGAAGGAGAGCUGUGUUUUAUUUUCCUCCCACUUGCUUGUCCUUUUGGGAGAAAGUCAAGCGCUGAGAGAGGGGCAGAGCUUUUUUUUCAUUUGGAGAGCGACUGUUUUGUUCCUUGUCACUAUGCUUGAGGAUAGGUGAGUUUCUUUUUAACGUCUGCCAGUUGGGGGGGGAGACGGAACGAGAAAGUGGGAGGGAGGGAGGGAGAAAGAAAGAAAGAGGGAGUCAAAGUGUAAUUUAUUGUUUCCAGUGAAAAGAGCAAGGCUGCACCCUUUUCUCCUGCUUGAACUCUGAACCAUGCAAUGUGUGUCUGAAGUUUUCUCAGAGCUCGGGAGCCAUUGAUCGGAGGUCAGGGCAAAGAACACGAGGGUGAAAGACAAGAACAGUAAGAGCAGAGGGAUUAAGGAAGGGCGAGAGAGAAAACAGCACUGGGAGGGACCUUCAGGUCAUUACAACCAGACGGCAAAGGGGAGAAAGGUCAACACGAGAGAGUUCGGGACAGCUUUUUGUCCCAAUUCUUGAUCUUCUUGGACAAAAACUGCCUUUUAAACAAACCUGGAGCCACUGUUUUCUUGUCUGAAAACACUUUUUAGACUUUGAGGGGAAGUUGAAAGCUGGGGGACAGGGCGGGUCUGUGUAUGAUCCACUCACGGGGCUGUGUGUCUCAGAGAAUAUGGCCAUGGUGAGCGGGGGAUGGGGCAACCCCAACGGGGACACUAAUGGACUGGGGGAGAAGGCUUACCUGAGGAGGGAGGAAGAGGACGGCUCACCUCAUGCUGGGAGCAGCGAUGUGGACGUCGGGGACGAGGACAAAGCCUGCGUGGUGGACUGUGUGGUGUGCGGGGACAAGUCCAGCGGGAAGCACUACGGCGUGUUCACCUGCGAGGGCUGCAAGAGCUUCUUUAAGAGGAGCAUCAGGCGAAACCUGAACUACUCUUGCAGAUCAAAUCGAGAAUGCCAAAUCGACCAGCAUCACCGCAACCAGUGCCAGUACUGUCGUCUGAAGAAAUGUUUCCGUGUAGGAAUGCGCAAAGAAGUCCAGAGGGGCCGAAUCCCUCCAUCUCACUCAGGUAUCAGCCCCAACUCCCUGGCAGGUGGGGUUGGAGGUGCAGGGCCAGGUCACAUUGGGGCGGACUACUUCAACGGGCAGCCAGUGUCGGAGCUCAUCUCCCAGCUCCUCCGGGCUGAGCCAUACCCCAGCAGCCGCUACGGGACCCCUUACAGUCAGGCACAGAUGCAGGCAUCUGCGAGCGGAGCCCCCGUCAUGGGCAUCGACAGCAUCUGUGAGCUGGCCGCCCGACUCCUCUUCAGCACCAUCGAGUGGGCAAGAAACAUCCCGUACUUCCCAGAGCUGCCAGUCUCAGAGCAGGUAGCGCUGCUGAGGCUGAGCUGGAGCGAGCUCUUCAUCCUGAACGCAGCUCAGUCCGCUCUGCCUCUACACAUGGCUCCUCUGCUGGCAGCUGCCGGGUUCCACUCAUCUCCCAUGUCUGCCGAGCGCGUGGUGUCCUUCAUGGACCAGGUCAGGGUUUUCCAGGACCAGGUGGACAAGCUGAACAGGCUGCAGGUGGACACAGCCGAGUACAGCUGCCUCAAAGCCAUUGCACUCUUUUCACCAGAUGCAUGUGGUCUGACAGACCCAGCCCACGUGGAGUCCCUGCAGGAGAAGGCCCAGGUGGCCCUAACGGAGUACGAGAGGUUGCAGUACCCCAACCAGCCCCAGCGCUUCGGCCGCUUACUGCUGCGCCUCCCAGCUCUGCGCGCCGUGCCAGCCAACCUCAUCUCCCAGCUCUUCUUCAUGCGGCUGGUGGGCAAGACACCCAUCGAGACGUUGAUCCGAGACAUGCAGCUGUCAGGGAGCUCCAUCAGUUGGCCCUACGUACCAGGACAGUGAAACCCGUUGACUCCAGAGUGAGACAGACUGAGAUCAGACUGGGAGGAAUCAGAGCUCACAAAGAUUACAUACAAAGUACAAACUGAAUGUUUUCAACACAAACCGGGAUCCAUGAUUGUUUAAGGUUCUUGUUUGUGAAUGUAGAGGUCAGCUUUUUCCCACAUUAGCUCUGUAAAGUUUGGUGGGUGUCACACCAAAGCUGCUUUCAGGGAAACAAAAUGUGUAAUUGUCUUUAUAUGUGUGUGUGUGUGUGUGUGUGUGUGUGUGUUUGCAGCACUUGUCAGUUUGGCUCUGACCUUCGUCUGAUCUCUCUCCGUCUCACUCUGGACAAAAACACAGGGCUCUAAUUAAAAUGCAGACUCUAACAUGAGGCCAUGUGCCUGUACUACCUCCUCCCAUAUCACCCCUAAUGUGACUCAGUUUGAACCCAGGCUGUGUGUGUGUGUGUGUGUGUGUUCUCCCUCUGCUUUGUUUUUGAAAAUAAAGCCAUAGCAGUGCCAUCUUUACAGGCAGAGCUUUAUAUCUGGGACAUGUCGUGCAGAUCAGUCGUGUCAAGUUUGUUAUGUGGGCUGAAAUAUCAGACUUUGUUACCAAAUGUAUUUGUGAAGACUGCAGUGUGUCACCUUGUACAGCAUGAAAAUGAAAAAGAGGCAUGGGCAUUGUAUAUUGUACUAUAUGAAGCACUACAAGACAUAUUUUGUGUGUUAUGUACUUAAAGGAAUAGUUAAACAUUUUGGGUAAUUCGCUUAUUUGCUUUCUCGCAGAGUUAGAUGAAAAGAUUGAUCGCACUUAUAUGUCUGUACAGUGAAUAUGAAGCUACAGCUAGUAGCUGGUUAGCUUAGCUUAGCAUAAAAACUGGAAACAGGGGAAACAAGUAGCCUGGCUGUGGCUGAAAAGAAUAAAAUCAGCCUGCCAGCACACCUAAACUCAUUAACAUAUGUUGCCACCUCCGUUUAAUCUGUACAAAAACUUUACUGCAAAAACCUGUUUUCUGGGGUACGUGCUAGACUACUUUCUGGAGUCUCCACUGGUUGCAAAAGUCAGCCGAAUAUCCCACUAAAAAAACAGCAAUUUGACUUUUUUUACACGUAAUUUUCAACAAAUUAAUACAACUUUUUAAUUAGUGAGUUUUAAAAGUGCUAGUAGGCAGAUUUUGUAACCUUUGGACAGAGACAAGUUAGCCGUUUCCCCAAUUUCCAGUCUUUAUGCUAAGCUAAGCUAACCAGCUGUUGGGUCCAGCUCCAUUUUUACUGUACAAUAGGUAAAAAAGUGAAUAACCAAAUUCCAUAAAAUGUUGAGCUGCUCCUUUAAUAUAUAGUAUAUUACACAGUCAUGUUCUUGCAGUAGUAAUCGACAGGAAGUGGAGGUGAACGUACUGAAACACACCCUGGCUCCUCAGACAGUCACAUCCCUGUCAGACAUUGUUACCUCAUGUUUUAUACAUCAAAGACAAAGAUUGUAUAUCCAUGCGCUAAAGAUAAAUAUAAAGGGAUCAAAGUAUCUUUAUCACAAAAACCAUAAACACUAAUGUUCCCCUAUAGACGUGUCUGUCCAUCGGACUUUGGCCAAAAUAUAUUUGAAAAUGUUUUGAAAUGUGAUGUUUAAUGUAAGUUUGAUAUCUAAUUUACAGAAACACUGAGUUAAGUGACCCUUCUGACUUAUCUCUGCAAACAGGAGACUCUUUCCUUUGCUUUUAUAAAGGUAGAGGUAGUUCAUUUAAUUUCUUUUUCACAUUUGUCUCCUUUAAAAAAAAAAAAGAUAUCUGUGUGAAAGCACAGCCUGAAGUGGGCAGAGGUCACUCUCAGAUAAUUAUUAUGCUUAUGCAAGGUACUCCACGUGUUGUAAGUAUUGUAAAGGUUAUGGUGUUUGUUGGUACUGAGAUAAAGGGUACGAAGUAGUCACAUUCGUGAGUGUUAUUGCCAUGAAAUUCAGCUCAAUGUGACAAAUGUUUUUCUUGCCAAAUUACCUGACUGAAAGAAAAGACCAUGUGGGGGACAAACGUGUUUUUCGGUAUGACUUUUUUUUUGUAUUAUUCAUAAAGAAAAGGCAACAGUCAUCUCUGAUGCUGUCAGACAACUUCAUCUACAGCUCUUCGUGCUGUCCUUGAAUCACUUUGUGUCAUUUGUUGGAAUAUAGUGAUUUGACUGUUUAGCUUUACUCUGAAAAGACGCAUGUUUCGAUGACCAUGCCAAAACUUAAAAAUGCAAAAGACGUUCAAAUGGCUGACUGGUUAUUUUUUUGCAUUACUAGAAAUAAAAGUAUGCACAUUC
This is a messenger RNA of Epinephelus moara (kelp grouper), 5092 nucleotides long. Its product is annotated as nuclear receptor subfamily 2 group F member 6-like. The coding region runs from base 1605 to 2822 and encodes 405 amino acids. Lineage: Eukaryota; Metazoa; Chordata; Actinopteri; Perciformes; Serranidae. Gene Ontology annotation, molecular function: zinc ion binding; nuclear receptor activity; RNA polymerase II cis-regulatory region sequence-specific DNA binding. The transcript is spliced from 5 exons. The record is from RefSeq and is a predicted model, not a curated record. Gene Ontology annotation, biological process: negative regulation of transcription by RNA polymerase II; cell differentiation; anatomical structure development.